Messenger RNA from Diospyros lotus (date-plum), 1518 nucleotides. RefSeq names its product protein CANDIDATE G-PROTEIN COUPLED RECEPTOR 2. Lineage: Eukaryota; Viridiplantae; Streptophyta; Magnoliopsida; Ericales; Ebenaceae. Gene Ontology annotation, cellular component: plasma membrane. Gene Ontology annotation, molecular function: G protein-coupled receptor activity. The record is from RefSeq and is a predicted model, not a curated record. The coding region runs from base 323 to 1237 and encodes 304 amino acids. The transcript is spliced from 6 exons. Gene Ontology annotation, biological process: G protein-coupled receptor signaling pathway.
UGAAUUUUCUUGCAUCGCACUUCGCCCCAAACGCAAGCGCGGAAAGCAUUUAGCCGUCGUUAUCAGCAGCGAUCACCGAUCAUCUGUAAACCCUACUGUAAUUCUAUCAUCUCUUGAUCGCCAUGAACUGAAUUGAGAACCAAUUAUCGUUCCCUUGUACGCAUAUAUAUCCAUCCAUACGUACUAUCUGUACUUGGUUCGACUACAAUUGCAGCUAAUUAGGGUUAGGGUUUCACAUUUCUCGUAGUCUCCGGGCUUCCGCGCUGAACCUCAAAGAUUUGGUAAUGUCAAAGAGCCAUUUGAGCAUUUGAUCGGAGGAACUAUGAGGCUUCUCGAGGUUGUAGUAGGGGCUUCGCUUGCUUCACCGAUCACAAAUUCAACCAUGGAAGGAGGAGAAGGGGCUGACCGGCCGAGACUGUACGGCUGGCUGUUCAAUUGCCACGGCUUCUUGCACAAUGUUGCUUUGACCGUGUUUUCGGCUCUUUUCGUUCUGUACUUGGCGUCUCAGGCGAGGAAGAGCUUUGCCAAGUUGUCAAAUGGCCGGUCCCAUAUAAUUAUUGCCUAUUACGGGCUUCUCUGGCUCGUUAGCGUCCUCAAUCUUGCUUGGUGUUUGCUUCAGGCAUGGGAGUGCACUCCUGGCAAAGAAAUGGCAUGGAAUAUAUUGUCUUUGUUUACUACAUCCGGGAUGCUGUUUCUUGAAGUAAGCUUAAUGGCCUUCUUACUCCAAGGAAAUUAUGCCAGUGGGCUGGAAGCUUUAACACGAACUUUUGUUGUGUCGGGACUCAUCAUGGGUUUGGAUACAAUUCUCAAGGCAAUCUACCUCUUUGGGUUUUCUAUUCCUCUGUUCAUCAAUGAUUUUGAAGAUAAGCAAAGGGUGAAAUGGGGAUUAUGGGUCAUUCACAAGCUAGUGCUUACUGCUGUUUAUGGCUUCACAUUGUUCAUGUACCACUCCAGAUGGAGAGACAGGUUGCCGGGAAGACCAGCAUUCUACAACUACAUCACAAUAAUGUUUUGCUUGAAUGCAAUAGCUCUGUUUGCUUCUGCACUUACUGGACAUGGGUCCGGAUUUGGUUUCUGGUUGUAUGAUGUCACAGUUAUUUUCUACCAUGCCUUUUAUCUUCCUCUUCUAUAUGUAACAUUUUUAGCGGACUUUUUCCAGGAGGAAGAUCUACAUCUGGAGAAUGUGUACUACUCGGAGAUGAAAGAUGCCGGUUUCUUCGAUGCUGAUUGGGAAUGACAUGGUGACUUCGGAGAAUGUGUACUACUCGGAGAUGAAAGAUGCCGGUUUCUUCGAUGCUGAUUGGGAAUGACAUGGUGACUUUGGAGGGCAACUGUAGAUAAAUAUAGAAAUAUGCCCCGCUCCAUUUUAUGGAUUUGGUUGGAUGUUCAUGCUGAAGAAUCAUGUUUGCGUAUGGUAUCUCAAGGACUUUACUUGAACUAGUAAUGCUUAGUAUCAUAUGUACCGAAUUUAUCCUUGACUCCGUUAAUAUAGUUUUAACUGUCCUGAGUCUUGACUCC